Hyaena hyaena (striped hyena) is the source of this 2095-nucleotide messenger RNA. RefSeq names its product zinc finger protein 501-like. Gene Ontology annotation, biological process: regulation of transcription by RNA polymerase II. Gene Ontology annotation, molecular function: RNA polymerase II cis-regulatory region sequence-specific DNA binding; DNA-binding transcription activator activity, RNA polymerase II-specific. Gene Ontology annotation, cellular component: nucleus. The record is from RefSeq and is a predicted model, not a curated record. Lineage: Eukaryota; Metazoa; Chordata; Mammalia; Carnivora; Hyaenidae. Bases 470 to 1966 code for a protein of 498 amino acids. The transcript has 5 exons.
CAGGCCGGCGCAACUUGGCCCGGCCGGCUCCUAGAUGCCUUUGUUGCUAGGCCGGGGCUGCUCCUGCGUGGUGCGGGAGGUCGAUCCUGGGGUCUAGGAGGCCUAAGCGCUGGCCCUUCCCCGUCUGGGUGGCGGGAAGGAGGGCGGCGGGAGGGCCCCGGGGUGGCGCCAGGCUGCCCUGAGAGGGUCGCGCGCGCGUUCCCGGGCCUCUGAGUGCACCACAGCGGUGGACGCCCGGGGUCCCUCGCGCGUUCGCUGCGCCCUUCUCCCGCGGCAGCCGUCGCCUGCGCGGGCCGUGGGAGGGAGUCUCCAAGGACCCUGGGGGCAGAGGUGACAAGUAGCGGUGUAUGGAAGUUUCUGCAAGUGUACUGCAAGGCAAGAGUAAUCGUCACAGCUCCUAUCUCCACUUGUAGGGUCACUUUCUGAGGACUUAGACCUUCCCUGUGCUGGAAACCCAAAAGGAAAUGGCAUGACCACUGUGCUGCUGACCCCUGCAUCCCAGGAGUCAUUGGUGAUCAGGGAUAUGGCCGAGGCUCUCACCCAGUGGGAGCAGCUGAAUCCUCCUCGGGGAGAUGUGCCUGAGAAGCACAGGAAUCUGGUCUUGCUGGGGCUUCCAAUUUCUAAGCCCGAUGCAAUCUCUCAGUUGGAGUGUGGAAAGGAGCUGGAGAGAGAAGUCUCAAAAGCAACUCCUUCAGACUGGGACACAAGACCAGAGAGUAAGGACCUAACUCCAGAGCAGGAGAUUUCUGAAGAAGAAUCAGCCCCUGCUGUGUUAAUAGCAAGAUUUCCAAAGGAAGGUUCCAAUGACUAUGAGGAUUCGUCAGAGAGUCAGCAGGAAAACCAUGAGAAACAUUUAGUACAGGAGGUUGUCACUCAGAAGAAAUCUUCUGGGGAGAGAAGCUACCAAUGUGAUGAAUUUGGGAGAAGUUUUAGUCGAAGGUCAUUACUUGUUCAACAGCAAGGAGAGAGACUACAUAACUGUGAUUCAUUUAAAAAGAACUUAAAACAAAAUUCAGAUCUAAUGAGGCACGAGAAAAUUUGUGCAGAAAAGAAACCUUGGAAGUGUAAUGAGUGUGAGAAAGCCUUUAGUUACUACUCAGCUUUUGUCUUGCAUCAGAGAAUUCACACAGGAGAAAAACCCUACGAAUGUAAUGAAUGUGGUAAAGCUUUUAGCCAGAGUAUACACCUUACUCUACACCAGAGAAUUCAUACUGGAGAGAAACCCUACGAAUGUAAUGAAUGUGGGAAAGCCUUCAGUCACCGCUCUGCCCUUAUUCGGCACCAUAUAAUUCAUACUGGAGAGAAACCCUAUGAAUGCAAUGAAUGUGGGAAGGCCUUUAAUCAGAGCUCAUACCUCACUCAACAUCAGCGAAUUCAUACUGGAGAGAAACCUUAUGAGUGUAAUGAAUGUGGGAAGGCCUUUAGCCAAAGCACAUUCCUUACCCAGCAUCAGGUCAUUCACACUGGAGAGAAACCCUAUAAGUGUAAUGAGUGUGGGAAAGCCUUUAGUGAUCGAUCAGGCCUUAUUCAGCACCAGAGAACUCAUACUGGGGAGAGGCCUUAUGAGUGUAACGAGUGUGGCAAAGCCUUUGGCUACUGUUCAGCCCUGACUCAGCACCAGAGAACUCACACUGGGGAGAAACCCUAUAAAUGCAAUGAUUGUGCCAAAGCCUUCAGUGACCGCUCAGCCCUUAUUCGUCAUCAGAGAACACACACUGGAGAGAAACCUUACAAGUGUAAGGAUUGUGGAAAAGCUUUCAGCCAGAGCUCAUCUCUUACAAAACAUCAGAAAACUCACACUGGAGAAAAACCCUAUAAGUGUAAAGAAUGUGGAAAAGCUUUUAGCCAGAGUUCAUCCCUUUCUCAACAUCAGAAAACUCAUACUGGAGGGAAAACCAAAGAAUAUGGAAAAGCCUUUACUGAGCAUUCAGCCUUUGGCCAGCAAAAGAGAAUUCAUACUGGAUAAAGACUAUUUAAAGGUGGUGCAUUUGGAACAUAUUUAUUGAACAAUUACCAAACAUGGUGUGAGGGCUACAAAGGCAUUUAAGAAUGUGUUACAAAAUAUAUAUAUAUAUAUAUAUAUGUAUGUGUAUAU